Synchytrium microbalum is the source of this 354-nucleotide messenger RNA. RefSeq names its product DNA-directed DNA polymerase. The annotation marks the transcript as partial. The record is from RefSeq and is a predicted model, not a curated record. The transcript has a single exon. NCBI's taxonomy places the organism in Eukaryota, Fungi, Chytridiomycota, Chytridiomycetes, Synchytriales, Synchytriaceae.
UCAAAGCCUUGUGUAAGAAUUCAAAAGUCACUGUACGGCUUAAAGCAGUCGGGGCGUCAGUGGUAUAACAAAUACUCUGAAGUGCUAAAAUCACAAGGAUUUGCACAUAGUAUUGAGUGCCCGAGUGUAUUUUACAAACAUACCGACAAGGGUCCUGUUAUCACAAGCAUCUAUGUUGAUGAUACAAACGUCAUGGAUCCUGAGAAGAAGGCCGUUGACAAAGUAAAAACGUUUCUGAAAUCCACAUUCGAAAUGAAGGAUUUUGGCCAAGUAUCAGGUUGUAUUGGGAUCGAUAUCGAACAUUUACAUCAAGGUGUUUUUCUAUUGCAGUCAAAAAUGAUUCAAAAGAUUUAA